AUGAAGCUCGUUCUCACAAACCCCUGUUCUGCCGUCCCCGCGCCGAAGAGCCGUACAGCGGCUGUUGUGUUCCUGCACUCUUCGGGUAGUAGUUGCAGCAGUUCUUCCAGUCGUGGUGCACUGUUUCGUGCGCCCCCUUUAUUAUCAUGCCCAACAACAUCUAUUUCCGCCGAGCAGGGCACCUCCAAGCCCGCAACUUGUACGACGUACCACAACCUGCAGGGAAAGCGGUUUGUGCGGUCCCAGGGGUACCGGUGUCACCGCCUGUACCGGUACACGGGUAUCCGGCCGAUUCGUUGCGAAACCCCGCGGUCGGAUUGGCAGAUUGCGCGCGAGCGGGAGUUUCUGAAGCAGCGGAGCGUGGUGCCCCUGAGUAGCAUGAAGCAGGACGUGGAGGGGAACCCGAUUUCCGUGACGAACUACGUGAAAGAGCUGACGGAGGACGACGUGCACCAGCUCCCGACGCACGUCAAAGAUCUGCUCACGCUGGAAACCGCUUCCUCGAGAGAACUCCACCAGUUUCGCAAGCGGUGCCUGGUGCGGAAGUUCCAAGUGUCGCCCUUCGACACGAACUCCCCCGCCGUGCGGAUCGCCUGCCUGACGGAGAUAUCAAAUGCGAAAGUGUCUGGGUCUGGAACAGAGCAACUUGUCUUGCUAAAUCUGAAUCGUGUAAAAAUCUGUGUUGCAUGAUUGCCAAAAGCUGUCCACUUUUGACCUAAUCGCGAGGCAGUUUCUCAUGCAGGAUAGGCAUGAUAGAACUCUCACAGAAUCUGUCAUGCUCUGUCCUACAUGCCAGACCUCAUGGGUCAUGGAAAACCUGCAUGACAGGUCUGGCAUUCUUCCAGACCCAGACACAUUUGCUUUUGAUAGGAGAAAAUCCUGAACCUGCGCGCGCACAUGAUCCGCACCCGGAAGGACUCCAUGGCGAGACGGGUGAUGACCCUGCUGUUGUUAUCAUAUGUAAAAACGUCCCCGCCCCAGAGUCAAGUUGGGAACUUAGCAACACAAAUGCAGAAGUUCUGGGAGCCACGCAUGACAAGUUGCACUCCGUAGUGUAGUGCAUGUUAGCAAGGACAACAGCAUCACAAAUCCAUCUUUCUGCUCAUCCUGUUUACAGCAUCACAACUUCCAGAACACGAUUGGAAAUGCCUCUCAUACUCAUGAGGAUGCGCAUUACAAAUCUUCCUGUGACUGCAAAUCUGCAUGACAACUAGGGGGUUGGGGACGUUUUUACUCAGGAUAGUUGUCGCGAAGGAUGAAGGUGAUGAAGGCGCUGUACAAAUCGGACUUUUUGCUGUACAAGUAUGUCUGCGAGGAGCUGAGCAUCCGUUUGGUGCGGUUCGCAAUCCUAUCAAAUGCAAAAAUGUCUGGGUCUGGAAGAUUGCCAGGUUUGUCAUGCAUAUUUUGAAUGACCCUUGAUGUCCGUGAUGCAUGCCCUAGCAUCACAGAUUUUUAGAGGACUUUGGGAUGCCUCUACCGCAUGAGAAAUGCCCUUUCCACGUAGCACAAACUGGAGUCCUUUUGCUGGUCAUGCAAUACAUUAUUUUUUAGAAUCCAGAGACAGCAUUACAAGUUUAGAAUCUUCCAGACCCAGACAUUUUUACAUUUGAUAAAUCCCCGAGUACCGGGAUCCGUCGCGCAUGGUGGCGCCGAUGGGCAUCGACGGGGACAAGUGCAAGUGGUUGAUUCGCCAGAAGCUGUACAAAAAGAAGAACAUGCCGCGGAUGUUCAUGGACGCGACCAAGAGCAUGACCGGGUGGCGUGCGAGCACGUUGGUCCGGCACACGCACCACCCCAUCGAGCCGGUGCCGGAGGAUUUCGGCAAAGCCGCGAAGAUCAGCCCGCAGCAGGUUAGCCCCCACUUCCCCUACGGGGUGCGGGGGGACAGGGUCCGAGGAGACGGCAUUCUGCACAAUCCGACCGAACCCGGCCCGGGUCACCAGCCGGCAAGGAUGCUGUAGAAAGUCUGCACUGGUUUCGACUUGUUGUCUACUUACUCAUUCUCGCUGAUUAUAUCGGAGGUAUUUAUUAGCUACUGUUGUAUGUUUCUGCGAUAGCUGAGUACUAUCAUUAGAAUUCCGCAGUCUGGUCCAUUUGUACUGUACUUUUUUCAUUUUCCACGACCGGAGGAGGUGUUGUACCAAAGGACUUCAUGUGGAUUGUUUUCUGGUCGCUAUAGUGUUCCUGCGGCCUCCUGGAUAAGUGCAACACGGGAAUAUAGAUGUUACGUGCCGGCGCUCGCUUCCUAAAUAUACAUAUAGCUACUUGGCUUGUUGACAAUAAAUUCAUUUCACCAGCAGGUGCCGCUCGCCCUGGUGGUCAUGCUCAACAUGGUUCGUUGUGUUUUUGAUUUUGCGACAAAUGAUCAUCGGGAAGGCAAUCUUGAUCCUCCAUUUUCGAGCAAAAUCAGUGCAAAUCUAAUCGCUCAGUAGCAAGCAGAAAUAGUCAGAGAAAGAGUUAUUUGUCUUUUUUCAAUGGUUGUAGGAAAAGUGGUUUUAGUUGUUGUCUUUUUUCACAGGCUUUCGAAGCAGGGAUUUUUCUUGAAAUAGCGCUAGAGAAAAAAGGUGUGUAAACGCGGUCCCACCUUCCCGCAUGAGAACAAACAAACAAACAUCAUCGGGAAGGCAAUCUUUUUCAACGUGAUCUGGUCGUGCAAAGAUUUUGUAGUAUUCCCUAAGGAGGAAUGGUUUGUGG
Messenger RNA from Amoebophrya sp. A120, 2694 nucleotides. Lineage: Eukaryota; Dinophyceae; Syndiniales; Amoebophryaceae. The record is from the annotation of a GenBank genome assembly.